GGCGACAGGCAUCGGGCCCCCAGGCGGGGCGACAGGCAUCGGGCCCCCAGGCAGAGCAGCGGGCGCUGGGCCCCCAGGAGGGGCGACAGGCAUCGGGCCCCCAGGCGGGGCGACAGGCACCGGGCCCCCAGGCGGGGCGACAGGCACCGGGCCCCCAGGCGGGGCGACAGGCGUCGGGCCCCCAGGCGGAGCGGCGGGCGCCGGGCCCCCAGGCAGAGCGGCGGGAGCCAGACCCUCAGGCGGAGCGACAGGUCUCGGGCCCCCAGGCGCGGAGCAGCGGGCGCCGGACCCCCAGGCGGAGCGACAGGUCUCGGGCCCUCAGGCGGAGCGGCAGGCGCCGGACCCCCAGGUGGAGCGACAGGUCUCGGGCCCUCAGGCGGAGCGGCGGGCACCGAGUCUCCAGGCACGACAGUGGGCUCCGAGUCAACUGGCAUGACAGCGGGCACUAGGUCACCAGGCAUCAGGUCAUUUGGCUUGCCAGCGGGCACCGCGUCAUCUGGCAAGGCAGUGGGCUCCGAGUCAACUGGUAUGACCGCGGGCACUGGGUCAGACAUUGGAUCGUCUGACUGGACAGCGGGCAUCGGGUCACCAGGCAUCAGGUCAUUUGGCUCGACAGCGGGCACCGCGUCAUCUGGCAAGGCAGUGGGCUCCGAGUCAACUGGUAUGACCGCGGGCACUGGGUCAGACAUUGGAUCGUCUGACUGGACAGCGGGC
Molecule: messenger RNA, 714 nt
Organism: Staurois parvus
Lineage: Eukaryota; Metazoa; Chordata; Amphibia; Anura; Ranidae
Source: the annotation of a GenBank genome assembly